AUGCAGUCUACUUGCCAGCAUGGUACCUCUGAGCUCCAGCUGAGAGUGGACUUCUUUCGGAAGCUGGGCUAUUCGUCACAUGAAGUGAAGACAGCCCUGCUCAAACUAGGCCUGGACACGGACACGAACGCUGUGCUUGGGGAGCUGGUCCGCUCCGGAGCCAGGGACUCACCGACAGCCAGUCAGGAGAGUGAUGAUGGGGGUUCUGGACUAAGGAAGCGUAACGGAGGUGGAUCCAGUAAGGAGAUCAAUCAGGAUGCUCGGCGUUCACCGGCUGAGGACGACACAGACAAUAACUUGAAACCCAUUGUCAUUGAUGGAAGCAAUGUAGCCAUGAGUCAUGGAAACAAGGAAGUUUUUUCGUGCCGUGGAAUAGAGUUGGCAGUUAACUACUUCCUUGAGAGAGGACACAGGAGCAUCACGGUUUUUGUCCCCUCCUGGCGCAAAGAACAGCCCAGGCCUGAUGUACCCAUUUCAGAUCAGCAUAUUCUGGAGGAGCUGGAAAGAAGGAAGAUAGUUGUAUUUACACCCUCACGACGGGUGGGAGGCAGGCGUGUGGUCUGCUAUGAUGAUCGGUUUAUCGUUAAACAUGCUUAUGAGCAGAGCGGAAUCAUCGUGUCCAACGACACGUACCGAGAUCUUCAGAGUGAACGUCCUGAAUGGAAACGCUGUAUUGAGGAGCAGUUGCUCAUGUACUCCUUCGUCAGUGACAAGUUCAUGCCACCAGAGGACCCCCUUGGUCGUCAUGGCCCAAACUUAGAUAAUUUCCUCAGAAAGAAACCUCUUUUACCGGAUGUAAAACGGCAGCUUUGUCCUUACGGAAAAAAAUGCACAUACGGAAUCAAAUGUAAGUACUACCACCCUGAGCGUGCCAACCAGUCACAGCGCUCUCUUGCGGAUGAACUGCGUGACAAUGCUCGUCUGUCCAACUCCAUCCAUCCCAGUACAGAGGAGAACCGAAGAUCAGAAGCUCCCCUCAGAGGAUGCUUCCAGUAUGAUCAAGGCGACAGCUCCGUUUUGCCCUCUUUGGAGCAGGAGCUUGAAUACAAGCUACGCCUGGAGUCUGGGCUUUCUGUUCUGAGGAACCAGCUUAAUGAGGACAAAAUGAACCACUGGGAUGACGCUCACACCAGCAAAUACAAGGCCAGCAUCCAAACUAGCAUCACUCAUCCGAACUGGACUGGUCAGCACUCGUCAUUUCUUACUAACAAUUCUUCUGUGUUUAGUUCAGAUUCUGGCCUCGGCUCCUAUGAGAACUAUUUUUCAGAGGUGUCACAAAGACCUGAAAAUUCAUACAGAGUCAGCUCUAGAAAUCAUGGCUUUUAUGAGCUGGAAGCUUCUGUUGAGCCAUCUGUACAACCAGGAAUCCAUCACUAUCUUCCAUCACCACAUCCAUCCAAUUGCUUUGGUUAUGGCGCACUCCACUUCCCAAGGCCCGGCUCCCAUCACCCCUACAGUCUGCCUGAUUAUCUACAUCCUGACGGGAUCCAUCCUGGGCUGCCAAAGAGUUCCUCAGAUACACUGUGGUACAGUCAGAGUCGAUCAGCUUAUAGUUUACCUGACCCUCUGAAUGACAUUAGUCCCUAUGGACCUGCUGAGGCUUACAGAAGCAGCCAGACUGCACUUAAUCCACAGACUGUCUCUUUUAAGGCCGAACGAGAAGAGGCGAGGAAAAAACUACAUGCCAUUUUUAAUCCAUUUCACGUGGACAAGGUCAUGGCUAUGUUCCCAAAGCUAAAAGAUGCCGAACAACUCGCGGCAGAAAUUCUGAAGCUCAAAUCCAAAGGAGAACUGUAUUAACAGUUCAUGCACUAAGUUGAUGAAAAAAGAGGCUUUAAUAAAAGCAGACAUAGUUUUAACUUAAGGUAUAAAAGUUGAACGAUGAAAAUGUUAGCAAUUAUUGCCUAUUUUGUUGGACUGUUGUUCUUUCGCUUUUGAACCAAAAGCUUUUGUCAUGAAUUUUACCUGAAUGAUACAUCACAUAGUAAAUGUGAUGAGUAUGUAUGACACAAAUGUCAGAUUAUUCCUGAGUACAGCCUUUGUACCACUGAUGCUUUAAACAAGCAUUUUUGUUGUUGCUAAAAACUUGUCAUCGAUGCACAUUGCAUCUUUUAGUACAUCUAAUUUGCCAUGGUAAUCAAAGGAAUCCAUGAUCCUUAAAUCCUUGGAAGAUUAGUAUUAAUUAAUACCUGUCAGU
This is a messenger RNA of Trichomycterus rosablanca, 2197 nucleotides long. It is a transcript of the gene zc3h12aa, whose product is annotated as ribonuclease ZC3H12A. Gene Ontology annotation, biological process: 3'-UTR-mediated mRNA destabilization. The coding region runs from base 1 to 1800 and encodes 599 amino acids. The record is from RefSeq and is a predicted model, not a curated record. Lineage: Eukaryota; Metazoa; Chordata; Actinopteri; Siluriformes; Trichomycteridae. The transcript is spliced from 5 exons. Gene Ontology annotation, molecular function: RNA endonuclease activity; mRNA binding; metal ion binding. Gene Ontology annotation, cellular component: cytoplasmic ribonucleoprotein granule; nucleus.